UUUCCUAUUUACACAUCUAAACUAAAGCCCUACCCUUACCAUUCUUCCCCAAUCCCCAUUCAAGAUUUCUCCAACUUCAACAACCGAUUCAAUUCACAUCCAAACAUGUUAAGAACCGCCAUUAACAAAGCCAAAUUUUUGUAUUCACCUUCAACCUCAAAUGGGUUGUUUACCUCUCAAAUUAAUCGUUCAUACAGCUUAAUUCCCAUGGUAAUUGAGCACUCAUCUCGAGGAGAAAGAGCUUAUGACAUCUUCUCUCGUCUUCUUAAGGAACGUAUCAUCUGUAUCAAUGGCCCAAUUGCUGAUGAUACUGCCCAUGUUGUGGUUGCUCAGCUUCUUUUUCUUGAAUCUGAAAACCCUUCCAAGCCUAUUCAUAUGUACCUUAAUUCCCCCGGUGGCGCUGUUACUGCUGGUCUUGCAAUUUAUGAUACAAUGCAGUACAUCCGCUCUCCAAUCCACACAAUAUGUUUAGGACAAGCUGCAUCAAUGGCUUCACUCCUUUUGGCUGCUGGCGCCAAGGGUGAAAGGAAAGCCCUCCCAAAUGCAACAGUUAUGAUUCAUCAACCAUCUGGUGGUUAUAGCGGGCAAGCAAAGGAUUUGACUAUUCACACAAAACAGAUUGUUCGCGUAUGGGAUUCACUGAAUGCAUUGUAUUGUAAGCAUACAGGGCAGCCUAUUGAUGUUAUUCAGAAGAACAUGGAUAGAGAUUACUUUAUGACACCUGAAGAAGCAAAAGAGUUUGGGAUUAUUGAUGAAGUCAUUGAUCAGAGGCCAAUUGCUUUGGUUAGUGAUGCUGUUGGGGUUCAAGACAAAGACAAAGACAAAGCCAAAGGUUCAAACUAGGAUUCAUAAUUGAGACGGUCGAUCCUGGAACAGGAGUUUCUUAUAAGAUAGUAGAUCAAUAAUUGUCGAAAAUUACUAUGGAUUUUGGAAGAUGUAUGUCGAUGUUUGGAGACUAGAGAGAAGUUCCCGCUGAUUUUUUGCUGAUUUGAGACUUAUGCAGCGUCCACAAAAAAGUUGGAUUCGAGUGAUCCUUGAAAAAUGACAAUAGAUUUUUAUUUCUCGAUCGAACUGUUUCAGCUUUGUAUGUUUAAAUUUGGUCAUUUGAUGUUAUGCUGCAAUUGAAAUAUAUUUUUCUUUGCGGUGAUCUAACCGCCAUUAGUGCCUUUAUUUAUGGAAGUUGAAAUUAAAGGCA
Molecule: messenger RNA, 1195 nt
Organism: Amaranthus tricolor (Joseph's coat)
Lineage: Eukaryota; Viridiplantae; Streptophyta; Magnoliopsida; Caryophyllales; Amaranthaceae
Product: ATP-dependent Clp protease proteolytic subunit 2, mitochondrial
Exons: 3
Coding region: 106-843 (245 amino acids)
Biological process (GO): protein quality control for misfolded or incompletely synthesized proteins
Cellular component (GO): endopeptidase Clp complex
Molecular function (GO): ATPase binding; serine-type endopeptidase activity; ATP-dependent peptidase activity
Source: RefSeq, a predicted model, not a curated record